Helianthus annuus (common sunflower) is the source of this 693-nucleotide messenger RNA. RefSeq lists its product as uncharacterized. The coding region runs from base 1 to 693 and encodes 230 amino acids. Lineage: Eukaryota; Viridiplantae; Streptophyta; Magnoliopsida; Asterales; Asteraceae. The record is from RefSeq and is a predicted model, not a curated record. The transcript is spliced from 3 exons.
AUGGCGGAUUAUUUUGUCGAGGACCCGAAAUACAACGAUGAUAUUUUUCGUCAUAGGUUCCUUAUGUCAAAACGUUUGUUUCUAAAAAUUGUGAGUGAAGUGGAAGCGAAUAACCCGUGGUUUGAAGAAGGCGUGGAUGCGAGAAUGAAGAAGAGUUUUACACAGUUGCAAAAAGUUACUUCGGCUAUUAAACAACUUGCAAUCGGUAACCCUCCAGACGAGAACGACGAGUAUUUACAUAUGGCCGAAAGGACUUCCCGCGAGUGUCUAGAAUAUUUCUGCGAAACGGUAUGUAAAAUAUACGCUCCCGAGUUAUUACGUAGACCAACAAGCCACGACAUGGCGCUUUUGUACCAAGCUCAUGAGGAGAAACAUCACCUUCCCGACGAAAAGAAGUUUAAGAAGCAACACGAGGCGGCAAGAAAAGACGUGGAACGGACUUUUGGUGUUUUGGAGUCAAAAUGGGGUAUAAUGAAUUGGCCAAUGCGUGCUAGGAGUGUGAAAAAAAUAGAUGACGGAAACGCGAUAGCACCAGUACACAUUCGGGAUCCUCCAAUCGAGUCCACUCUCAAUGACAGUGUGUUAAACGAGCUUAUGGAUGAAGAUACGCAUUGGAGACUAAAACAUGAUCUCGUUGAGCAUCUCGGAAGACUAGAUUUACCCCAUCUAUUGGUGGAAUCCGACAAAGAGUAG